GACACUAGAUUUUCAAGCAUAGUAUGCUUGGACCAAAACGCCGUGGUUUUGGCACAUACGGACCACCAAGGGUCCUCCCUGCAUCGCCUCGCUGCCGGAGCAUCGCUCCGAUUCGCUGCGGCGCACCGCUACGAGCCGGAGAGCCUGCCGCCAAAAGCAGAGCUAGCGCGCGACGCGCGUAGACACCAGCGGGACCCAUGGGCAAGGCCCAGGAGAAGCGCGAGGCCGCCGAGAAGGCCGCGGCCAAGAAGGCCGAGAAGGACGCCAAGAAGGCGGCGCUGAAAGAGGCGCGCGCGGCGAAGAAGGCGUUAAAAGCGCAAGUCAAGGAGGCGGUGGAAGCGCAGAAGAAGCCGCUUCCUCCCAAACCGGAAGAAUUGAACGAAAAUAAUUGGAAUGACGCAUCCCAAAAAGCCCUAGACGACGCGUUACGUUCCCAUGCCCCGCUGCCGAACCAGGUCGAGCGGUGGCGCUUGAUCAGUCGAGACGUGCCGUCGUACUCGUCGCGGGCCUGCGCCCUACGCUUUUUGGAAGUGAGAAAAAAUAUAAAAAAACUCAAAGAUUGGGAGGCCGAGUGCCGCGCCGUGACGCUCGCGAACGCCGCGCUGUCGAAGUUGGACGGGAGGGCGAAGAAGGACAUCGAGGAGAAGGCGCGACGAGCCUACCAGGAAAAGGCCGGCGUCAAGACGGAAGAAGAAAAAGCGGCAGAGGAAGCGCGGCAGCUCGCGGAGGCCAAAAUGGGUAGGGUGCUCAAGGCCGACGACGGUGCUGCGGCUGAUUUACUGGCCGCGCAAGGGGUAGUAGCGACCUUCGCCGCACCUCCAGCGAAAGCUCAUAGGAACGUCAAAGACGUGAAUGUCAGUAAUCUCGGCGUCUCGUUCCACGGCGCGCCUAUAUUGGAUGGGACGACGUUCGUCAUGAACUGGGGCAAUAGAUAUGGCUUUGUUGGUCGCAAUGGUUCGGGCAAGUCUACGGUUAUGAGGUGUAUCGGCGCUCGAGCGAUUCCCAUACCCGCGGCGAUCGACAUCUAUCACUUGACGACCGAAUACCCACCGACCGACGAAACGGCCCUGGAAGCGGUCAUGAAGGUCGACGACGAACGAAACGAGUGCGAGCGGGAAGUAGACGAACUCAACGACCUGAUGGCUUCGGACGCAUUGGACGAGGACGCGCACAACGACGCCGCGGACCGGUUGAACGUUUUAUAUGAAAGGUUGGAGGAGCUGGACGCCGCCACCGCGGAAGCUAGAGCAACUGAUAUCUUAACGGGAUUAGGGUUCUCCGCGGACCGGCAAAAACAGAAAACCAAGGACUUUAGCGGUGGCUGGCGGAUGAGGGUAGCUCUAGCGCGCGCUCUAUUCAUCCAGCCCGCUCUCUUGUUAUUGGAUGAACCUACCAACCACCUGGACAUGGAGGCCGUCGUCUGGCUCGAGGACUACCUGUCGAAGUGGCAGAAGAUGCUGUUCAUGGUCUGCCAUUCCCAGGACUUCCUGAACAACGUGUGUACACAUAUCUGCCAUCUGGACCAAUUGCACAAACAGCUUGUGUACUACAAAGGCAACUACGAUAGUUUUGUCGAAACGAAAAGGGACCUACAGACGGAACAGAUGAAGCGCUGGGAGGCGGAACAGGCGGACUUAAAGCAGAUGAAGGAGUACGUGGCCAAGUUCGGCCACGGGACCGCCAAAUUAGCGAGACAGGGCAAGUCGAAGGAGAAAUUGUUAGCGAAAAAGAUGGCGUCGGGCUUGACGGAGAAGCCCGUCGAAGAAUUAUCGCUGAAGUUCCGGUUUCCCGACCCCGGGCACCUCAGCCCUCCCGUCCUCCAAGUGAACGAGUUGACCUUCGGAUACGGAGACGGACCGAACUUGUACGAAAAUGUCGACUUCGGCUUGGAUCUGGACUCGAGAAUCGCGUUGGUCGGCCCGAAUGGUGCUGGUAAAUCGACAUUAGUGAAAAUCAUCAAUGGCGAACUUACGCCGCGACGAGGCGCGGUGCGACCCCACGGCCACCUCAAGAUGACGAAGUUCACGCAGCACUUCGAGGACGUGUUGGACUUCACGAAGACGCCCCUGCAGUGGUUCAUGGACCGGUACCCCGAAACUACAAGAGAGGACGCGCGGAAGUGGCUCGGGAGGUACGGCACGUCCGGCGUCGUGCAGCAGCAGACGAUGUCGCAGCUCUCCGAAGGCCAGAAGGCCAAGGUCGUUUUUUGUCAUAUGGCCAAACAAUCAGCACACAUCCUGCUGCUGGACGAGCCGACGAAUGCACUAGAUAUGGAAAUGAUCGAUUCGCUCGCGGACGCCAUCAAGGCGUUCAAGGGCGGGGUCGUACUUGUAAGUCACGACAUGCGAUUAAUUAGCCAAGUGACGGAGGAGAUCUGGAUCGUCGAUAAAGGUUUAAGGAAGUACGAGGGCGACAUCGGGAAUUUCAAGAUGGACCUGCGGCGGCAGAUGAAGCUCGAAAAAGAAGACAAGAAGAAGAAGAAGUCUCCCAAAUUGGCCCCGAAGGCGCCUUCACCUCCUCCGUCUUUUAGGCUGGACCAGGCGCCGCCGCCCGCGCCGCCGCCGGCGCGGAACCUGGACGCGCUCCGCGGUACAGCGCCGGCCGCGUACGUGCCGCCCGGGCGGCGGGGCGACGGCGCGUGGUAGCUCGCGAAUUAUUGUGGACGGAGUAAUCUUGGCAUGCUCCCUU
Messenger RNA from Pelagomonas calceolata, 2688 nucleotides. The record is from the annotation of a GenBank genome assembly. NCBI's taxonomy places the organism in Eukaryota, Pelagophyceae, Pelagomonadales, Pelagomonadaceae.